This is a messenger RNA of Suricata suricatta (meerkat), 2210 nucleotides long. RefSeq names its product biglycan (gene BGN). Lineage: Eukaryota; Metazoa; Chordata; Mammalia; Carnivora; Herpestidae. The transcript has 7 exons. The record is from RefSeq and is a predicted model, not a curated record. Bases 145 to 1245 code for a protein of 366 amino acids. Gene Ontology annotation, molecular function: protein binding.
ACUGCCAGGGAGUAAGCAGCUGCUCUCCUCUCCGAGGGCCCGACGGAGACCAACAGACACACUGACUGCCUGACACCCAAGGCUGCCAACUAGCCAGCCUGUGCCCGGCUGCUUGCCCUUCCCAGCCUCCCAGGCGUGCCCACCAUGUGGCCCCUGUGGCUCCUUGCAUCCCUGCUGGCGCUAAGCCAGGCCCUGCCGUUCGAGCAGAAGGGCUUCUGGGACUUCACGCUGGACGACGGGCUGCCCAUGCUGAACGAUGAGGAGGCUUCGGGAGCCGAGACGACCUCAGGCGUCCCGGACCUGGACUCCCUCACGCCCACCUUCAGCGCCAUGUGUCCCUUCGGCUGCCACUGCCACCUGCGGGUUGUUCAGUGCUCCGACCUGGGUCAGUCCCGGGCCCGGGGUGGGAUGGGUGCACGGAGGCACAGGCCCAGCCUGAGUGCCCUACCAAGGCGACACGUGUCUGUCCUGUGGGAUGGGCAUGAGAGGGCUCUCGUCCUGGUGAACAACAAGAUCUCCAAGAUCCACGAGAAGGCCUUCAGCCCCCUGCGGAAGCUGCAGAAACUCUACAUCUCCAAGAACCACCUGGUGGAGAUCCCUCCCAACCUGCCCAGCUCCCUGGUGGAGCUCCGAAUCCAUGACAACCGCAUCCGCAAGGUGCCGAAGGGCGUGUUUAGCGGGCUGCGCAACAUGAACUGCAUCGAGAUGGGCGGGAACCCCCUGGAGAACAGUGGCUUUGAACCUGGAGCCUUCGAUGGCCUGAAGCUCAACUACCUGCGCAUCUCUGAGGCCAAGCUCACCGGCAUCCCCAAAGACCUCCCCGAGACCCUGAAUGAACUCCACCUGGACCACAACAAAAUCCAGGCCAUCGAGCUGGAGGAUCUGCUCCGCUACUCUAAGCUGUACAGGUUGGGCCUGGGCCACAACCAGAUCCGCAUGAUCGAGAACGGGAGCCUAAGUUUUCUGCCCACCCUGCGGGAGCUGCACUUGGACAAUAACAAGCUGUCCAGGGUGCCUUCUGGCCUUCCAGACCUCAAGCUCCUCCAGGUGGUCUAUCUGCACACCAACAACAUCACCAAGGUGGGCGUCAACGACUUCUGCCCUGUGGGCUUCGGGGUGAAGCGGGCGUACUACAAUGGCAUCAGCCUCUUCAACAACCCGGUGCCCUACUGGGAGGUGCAGCCGGCCACGUUCCGCUGCGUCACCGACCGCCUGGCCAUCCAGUUUGGCAACUACAAGAAGUAGAGGCAGUGGCAGCCGCUGCGGCAGCCUGGGCGGGCUCUCUGGGGAGCACAGCAGAAGGGAAGGACAGAGCGACGGAGAGAAGCCAGUGCCCAGCUGCACCCAACCCAGCCCUGCCCUUGAUCCCGGACCCCAACUCGCUGCCUCCUGACGCCCUCACCCUCGCUCCCAGGCGUGCAGAUGGCGCCCGAGACCCAGCCCCCAUCACAUGCGCCUCGGCUUCAGCGCUGCCCCUGUCCCCACUUCACAGCCACUCAGAGGCCCCCUCAUAAAGCGUUCUUCCCAUGCAUCCUGAGAUCAAAUAGCCCGAGGCUCCGGUCCGAGGAAGACAGUCCCUGGGUCUAGGGGGUGGGAAAGGGCUACCAGGGAUGGAGACAGCCCGCCCCACCUGCCUGGCACACAUUCCUUCUUCUCAUAUGCUUCCAACUUCCAACCCUCCUUAGCCGGGCUUGCUACCCUUGGCCUUCCAUGGUUCCCCCACCCUUCUGCACGUUCAUGGCCCAUCUAUCUGAGCCUCCUUGCUCUACUGGUCUCUAGACCAGUAUCUUCCUGUCUGUUUCUCUGUCUCUCCCUGUCCCUGUCUCUGUGUCCAUCUGUCUGUGUCAUCCUCCCUGUCCUUGCUGACAUCACUGAACUGGGUCUGGUGCCUGUCUCGCUGGGCUUCUGCCCAGCUCCUACCUAGGCAAGCCAGGGGGCAAAGGGCAGCUGCCUCCAAGCCUGCUCUGCCCCCCCCCAAGUCUGGACAGUCCUGGAGGAGGCCAGCAUGUGGAGGUGAAAAGGCCCAGCAUCCUGCUGGACUCAGCAGCCAAUUUUCCUUGCCCUUCCCUUCCCCCACGAUGGCUAGUUGUCCCCUCCCUUCACUUCUGGCCCCUGGUGCGGUGGGGCUCUGGAGCAAUCACGCCCAGCUUGAGGAGGAGCUGCUUCUGAGGUCCGUUGUUGUCUUUCCAUUAAAGAAACACUGUGCACUA